AUGGACAAGUAUACGAAAGUGAAGAACAUUGGCAAGGGCAACAUGGGCACCUGUACCCUUGCCCGCAACAACGAGGAUGGCAAGUACUACGUCAUCAAGCAGGUGGAUCUCACACGGAUGAGCAAGAAGGACCGGCAGCAGAGCCUGAACGAGGCGCGAGUACUGAGUUCGCUUCGACACCCGAACAUCAUCAACUAUGUUGACAGCUUUCUAGCCCGCAAGUCGGACAAUCUUUGCAUUGUGAUGGAGUACGCCGAAAGCGGCGACGUUUGCACGCGCCUGAAGAAGAAUUACGGUGUAAACGUGCCGGAGCGGCAAGUGUUGGAUUGGCUCAUACAGCUGGUGCUGAGUCUCGACUACGUGCAUCAGCGCAAGAUCCUUCACCGUGAUGUCAAGACGCAGAACAUCUUCCUCACCCACGAAAACCUGAUCAAACUAGGCGACUUCGGCAUUGCUCGCACGCUGGCGAACACGUACGACCAGGCCCAGACGUUUGUGGGCACGCCUUACUACCUGUCCCCUGAGCUGAUUUUGGAGAAGCCCUACGACCACCGUAGCGAUGUGUGGGCACUCGGCGUAGUCCUGUACGAGAUGCUCACGCUCAAACACCCUUUCAAUGCAAAGGACAUGAAAGGACUGCUACAGCGCAUCCUCGCUGUGCAUUAUGACCCUCUACCAACCGUGUACAGCGCCGAGCUGCGGGACAUAGUGGCGCAGAUGCUGGUGCGAGACCCAGCUGGACGGAUCAAGCUGGAGGACAUCUUGCAGAUACCGAUAGUUCGUCAGCGCCUUAAGCAGUGGUUCAAAGAGCCCGACGUCGUGCCGCAACACUACAUACGCUCCCUCUGCAAGCACCAGCUGCUGCCUGAUUUCCAGGAUGAGGCAACUGCCGUGCCCUCCACCAGGUUCGCCGCCAGGGCUGCCGCGGCCAUGGCGCACGAAGAGUGGCGCACCACCUCUGAGGCCACCUCAGCCCAGACGGAUGUGGAUGUCUGCGCCCGCAACGAUACUGACACGCUUCCACAUGUGACGCCAGGUGGGCCCUUCUCCAUCCCAUCCACAGCCGCGCGUGCAGCGGCGGCUGCGUGUACCUCAAAUGCAGACAAUGGAUCUUCAGACGGAGUGCGACCCUCCAUACCGGCUCUCAAGCCGUAUAGCAACCUGCCACAAAUGGGAAUGGCGUCACCGCAGCUGUAUGCGCCCCAGCCGCCACAAAUGCAUCCACGGGUACAGAGCAACAACAGAGUUUCUAGCCCCUCGCGGCUAUUCAGAUCACCUUUUAGCACCCCCAGCGUCGCACGAUCUGCUGCGCUGCCGAUCUCUCGGCAGCAAGGCGAUCCCGUGAGCCAAUCCUCUCAAGUACCGCUGCCGUUGCAGCGACCCACUGCUCGCGCCAAGGCUCCCAGCAGGCUCUACGCACGUCCCUACAUGGCGCAGCCCCACCUGUCCCCAUCGCCCGGCUACCUUCUCGCGGCCAACCCACGCAAGAACGCGGGAGACGUGCGGCGUCAGCAAGGCAGCAGGGCCACAGACCCCUACCUGAACCCUCUGUUUUCUCCGCCUCGCCAGAUGGCGCCUGCAUACAGGCCACUAGCUCCUCCCUUCCCCCCGCCGCCCGACAUCAAGGCAAUGCUGCAGCGGGCCGCCGCCGAGCGUGCACGUCGCUGA
Molecule: messenger RNA, 1668 nt
Organism: Leishmania mexicana MHOM/GT/2001/U1103
Lineage: Eukaryota; Euglenozoa; Kinetoplastea; Trypanosomatida; Trypanosomatidae
Product: putative protein kinase
Exons: 1
Coding region: 1-1668 (555 amino acids)
Biological process (GO): protein phosphorylation
Molecular function (GO): protein kinase activity; ATP binding
Source: RefSeq, a predicted model, not a curated record